Molecule: messenger RNA, 405 nt
Organism: Penicillium paradoxum
Lineage: Eukaryota; Fungi; Ascomycota; Eurotiomycetes; Eurotiales; Aspergillaceae
Exons: 2
Coding region: 1-405 (134 amino acids)
Source: RefSeq, a predicted model, not a curated record
AUGACUGAUGAUGAUAUGGCGGCGGAUGGCCGAGGCCCUGUUCUUCUUCCCGGAGACAUUGAAGAAUGGACAAUAUGGGCACCAUAUGGCGCAGGGCUCGAUCGUCUGAGAAGGGCUAAGUCUAGUGGAGAAAGCAGAGCUCAGCAGCUUGUUUUGAUAAGAAGUUUGGAAGAGAAUCAUGUCACUUACACCCAGGCUUGCGGUGGCACAGUGCCUCGGAUUUCCCAGGAAGUGCUUUGUGUCACGGGUGUACUCGUUGUGGUGGGAUUGGUAACCUCGUCGGACGUGGCUUCGUUGCUUGGGCUUGAGCUGCUAUCGUUGGGAGGGACUUCCGAGUUGUCACUCGAAGUAGACUCUUGUGUUUGUAUCGAACUCAUUGCUGUUGGCUGGGGUUCCGGGUACUAG